Molecule: messenger RNA, 1605 nt
Organism: Penicillium riverlandense
Lineage: Eukaryota; Fungi; Ascomycota; Eurotiomycetes; Eurotiales; Aspergillaceae
Exons: 3
Coding region: 1-1605 (534 amino acids)
Biological process (GO): transmembrane transport
Cellular component (GO): membrane
Molecular function (GO): transmembrane transporter activity
Source: RefSeq, a predicted model, not a curated record
AUGGUCUCAGCCGAGAUAACUAACGAGGCCCCCAAUUUCUCCAGCAUCACCAAGGCUGGCGGUAACGAUGGCGACAUCUCACACCUUGAAGCUAUCUUAUCCGAAGAGGAUACCAAGAAAAGGCCGGACCAUGCCCUAGUCGACCCUGAAGUCGCGAAGUACGCUGCACAGCGGGCUGUUCACAUAGACGAGGCGACCAAUAAGCGCCUAAAACGCUUGAUUGACAGGAGACUCCUCGCCGUUAUGGUUGGCACGUACUUUUUGCAGGCUCUUGACAAGGGGACUAUUUCCUUUGUUGCCAUCAUGGGCAUCCGUGAAGAUACCCAUUUAGUUGGGCAACAGGCAAGUACACACUGGUUAACGACAUGCAUCUACAUUGCGAUCCUGAUCGUUGAAUAUCCAACUAACUGGAUAAUACAAAGAGUUCCAAUAGCGAAGUACCUCGCGGUAAAUAUCAUACUAUGGGGUGUCACGCUUGCGAUGCAUGCCGUGUGUCAUGAUUUCGCCGGCCUGCUCGUCGCUCGUACAGUUCUAGGAAUCCUGGAGGCUGUCUGCCAACCGACAUUCAUUCUUCUUUCGGCGACUUGGUACACACGAGAGGAACAAUCCGUCAUCAGCAUUACCUGGUUUCUCAUGGCCGGCCUCCAGCAAAUCAUUGGUGGCCUUCUUGGAUACGCUUUUUCCAAUAUUCCGACAUGGUCACCUAUCAAAUCAUGGCAAAUUCUCUAUGUGGCUUACGGUUCCUUGAGUGUUAUCUGGGGCUUCUUUGUGCUCUUCUGGAUGCCAGACUCUCUGACGAGGGCGAAAUGCUUUACCGAAGAAGAAAAAGCGCUCAUGAUUGAGCGAGUACGAAAAAACCAGACAGGGAUUCAAAAUCGUGUCUUCAGAAAGGAACAAGUCUGGGAAGCCUUUAAGGACCCUCAAACUUACGCUUUCUGUGUUAUUCAAAUUACCACUACGAUCCCGUCUGGUGGCCUCAGUUCUUUCUCUGCGAUUCUGAUCCAGAGCUUCGGUUUCGGACUCCUUCAGACUCAACUCCUAGCGAUGGUUCCAGGCGCUGUGCAGAUUUUCGCGAUGCUGAUUGCUGUAUACUUUGAGAGGAAGUACAAACAGACGGCGUUGACUAUGCUGGCCGGAACCUUGGCUCCGAUGGCGGCAACGGUUGUCUUUCUCGCCGUCCCGUGGUCUCUCGACACUCGCAAUGGGUUGCUCGUUGCCUAUUACUUGAUCUGGUCUUUCUACGCGGCCGUCGGUCUCCUAUUCCCCCUCAUCUCGCGCAACGUCGCCGGCCAGACCAAGAAAGCGACCGUAAUUGCCACAACAUUCGUAUUCUGGGCAGCGGGCAACGCGGCUGGGCCGCAAGCAUUCCAGUCCAGAGAGGCUCCACGUUACUUUACAGCGUUUGCAGUACAGCUAACCUGCUGGGUUACUUUGGCCGUAACCCUUAUCUUCUUGAGAGCUUACUACAUAGUUCAAAAUAAGAGAAGAGACAAGAAGGUUGCCGAAGGUACUGCUACAGCGGAUGACGAUUUAGUUCAUGGCUUUGAAGAUGUCACUGACAUUGUAAUUAUGCUCAUGCUCCGGUCCUCUGGCGAACUUCACUAG